This is a messenger RNA of Aspergillus pseudonomiae, 1899 nucleotides long. RefSeq names its product Zn(II)2Cys6 transcription factor. Gene Ontology annotation, biological process: regulation of DNA-templated transcription; DNA-templated transcription. The record is from RefSeq and is a predicted model, not a curated record. Gene Ontology annotation, molecular function: DNA binding; zinc ion binding; DNA-binding transcription factor activity, RNA polymerase II-specific. The transcript has a single exon. Lineage: Eukaryota; Fungi; Ascomycota; Eurotiomycetes; Eurotiales; Aspergillaceae. Bases 1 to 1899 code for a protein of 632 amino acids.
AUGACCCCGAGACGAUCCACCCGGCAAACUGGCCUCGCGGCCCUUGCUUGCACGGAAUGCCGCAAACAGCAUCUCAAAUGUGAUGCCACUCAACCGUCCUGUUCGCGUUGUACCCAGGGUGGCUUUGUCUGCCAGUAUCUCCCUUCUCGCCGCGGAGGACGCCGGAAGCCACGGCAUGACAUUGCAUAUCAUAAUGCACAACAACAUCGGCCCUCGGCUUCGAAACUGAAUGAUGCGUUUAGCAUCAGUGCCACGCAUUACUCCCCUGGGAAUGGCACUGGGAAUGGUAUUCAAACGCCUCACCGUGCAACGGGGCUACCUCUGCAAGUAACGAGUGCGCCUGGUCCGAUGAACACACCUGAUAGUAGCAAUAUCUCGUUUCCGCGGAGUAGCCGCCCAGGCCUUGUAGGUGUCCCAUGGCCGGCGAUGCUAUCGCCGAAUGAUGCCAGUUCAGAUCGCUUGGAGCCACCAGGGAGGUCAUGGGACGAAGAUGAUCGCUGUGCUCGAUUGUAUUACGAGCACUUCCAUGUGGCACACCCCAUCUUGGUCCCCAGCACGUUAUACAAGGAUCGUGAUUACCCUCCCUUUCUUCAAUUGGUGGUGGAAUUCGUCGGGUCCCAUUAUUUGCCAUCUGGCCCCCGGCAGCAGCUGAAGGACAAGGUAGAUGCCGCGCUAGAAUCCAAUCCGGACCGCUCGCCGUGUAUGGUCCAGGCUUGGUUGAUCUACUCCAUUGCCCUGUACGCCCGCGGCGAGCGACAAAAUGCGCAGCAAGCGUUCUCGCAAAGUGCUGAGAUCGCUUUUGAGCUGGGCAUGCAUCGAGGAGAUUUCGCUUCGUCAGUCCAUCCUGAGAGAUCUGUUGAAGCGGAGAGCAUGAGAAGAACGUGGUGGGAGCUAUACAUCACGGAUAUAUUCAUGGCCGUUCCGCUCAAGACGAUUACCUUUCGAUGUACUACAGUCGCUCCGGAGGUCGGCUUGCCUUGCGAUGAAUCCGCAUACACAGGAUGUGGAGAGAUUCCGCCGCCACGCAAGAUGCUGGAUUUCAAGCGCAGAGUAUUUGCGGCCCAAGAAAUCGCCUUCUCGUCCUUCAGCUACCGCAUUGAGGCAGUAACCAUUCUGUGUCGCGUCUUGGUCCUGAAUCGCCUACGGGAUUAUCAUCGCGACCAUCUCCAGGCCAUUGAAAAUGCGCUCGUCAGCUGGGUCAAUCACCUACCCUCCCGCAAACUGGAUAUUGUGGACUCGUAUGGUAAUGUGGAUGAGAUGAUCUUCCAAGCCCAUUUGAUCAUUGCGUAUGCCACCAUGUUGCUGCAUUUACCACGCAGUGAUCUUCGGCCGCUCUUGACACAACCCGACGACUGCUUCUGGCCAUCUGCGCCCUGUCACCUCUCCUCUACCUUUCCGCGCUUGGUUCAUAGUAUCAAGGCGACUGAAGCCUCACGGCGUGUCUCCGACUCCAUUUCCAUUUGUCCCAACAUCCAAAAACACACGCCUUUCGUCAUUCCCGCAUUGGCUCUAUGUGGUAUGAUCCAGCUCGCAACUUCCAUCAAUCACUCCGAAGAGUGCUUCGAUCAUCAUUGCAAUCGCGUCACCCUCAUUCUCGGGUGUCUGAAAAGUACGAAGCGAACCUGGGGCUCCGCCGAAUGUGCGUAUGAUUGCGUCCGAUCCACUGCAGCCGACAUUCUCUCGGAUUCGAUCGAGAAAUGGAAUACCGAGCCAUUGAAGUCGAUUCCGACACCUCGAGAUUCGACUGAUGUGGAGCGUAUCAGCCAGAAUGCACCUCCAGCAGUGACCGUUGCGGAAGGACAGGGCUUAAUGAUACCUGAACUUGCUCCGGGGUUCAUUGAUCCGACCUGCUACAAUACCUCAUUCUUCAACUGCCUGGCGGAUUUUGAUCUCAGCUAG